Messenger RNA from Aspergillus brunneoviolaceus CBS 621.78, 1305 nucleotides. RefSeq lists its product as uncharacterized. Bases 1 to 1305 code for a protein of 434 amino acids. The transcript has a single exon. NCBI's taxonomy places the organism in Eukaryota, Fungi, Ascomycota, Eurotiomycetes, Eurotiales, Aspergillaceae. The record is from RefSeq and is a predicted model, not a curated record.
AUGGCAGGCAAGCGGCCCCCCUCAACAACCAGCCCAUCCAGAGCCCCGAAACGAGCCACCCCAGACAAACCCGCCAACGACCCCAACGACAAACUCCCCACCAGCUCUCUCCCCGUCAGUCCGAUCUGCCUCCUCCCCCACCAAGCCCACAUAACCCUGAACGAAUUCCUCACCUGGCGCACCUCCCCCCUACCACCAGCAAUCCCCGCCUUCGACGACAUCUCCCCCCAACGCAUCCGCGUCGGCCUAAGUCGCGACCUGCCCCCGCACCGACUCGACGUCCACUACCUGACCAGCCAAGCCUACGAGCCCGUCUACCUGGCGCCCAACACCCGGUCUAGCACCUACACCCUCCUCCAGUCCGGCGGCGAGGCCCUGCCCACAGACGACGUCGUCCUUUACCCGCCCUUCACCGACCCCCGGACCUGCCUCUUCGUCGCCCGCAACUCCCUGCGCAACUACCGGACCAAACUCACCGCCGCGGCGGACGCCUACCACGCGCGGCUGCGGGCCUGGCGCGCCCAGCGCCGACAGUGGGAGGCGGCGCUGCUGGUCGCGCUGGGGCGGCGCACGCCCGAGGAGACAGCCGCGCUGAUCCGCAGCGAGGCGGCCAAGGAUCGGUACCGUCCGUGGUUCGUGGGGAUGGUGGCCCCCGCGGACGGCGGGUACGAGUUCACGAGCCCGGUUGCGCUGUGCGAUGGGCCGGUGGUGGCGUCGGCGGUGCGCGCCCGGCUCGAUCAUGUCGCGCGCACGAUCAGUGCGUUGACGGACCGCUUGCGCCUCCUUGCGGAGGCCGGGCGGUACUUUGUCGUCGAUGAGUUCGCGGAGGAGUACGAGCUGCGUCCCGAGAAUGCGGCGCUUGAUCACGCGGCGUUCGCGGACUGGGCCGUGGAGCGGUCGAUGCAUUGGCUGUGGGCCGUGCGAGAGGGCAUGGUUCCUGAGAUGGAGGGGUUGGUCAGGGAUUUGGGCGCUGAGAGGGAGGAGGAGGAGAAGGAUUUUGAUGAUGAACCGUGGCGUCCCGGGAGGGCUGGGUUGUUUAUAGAAACGGGCCAGGAGCAGCCGUGGGGUGAACCGGCGUAUUGCUUCCAGGUGGAGGUCCAGCGCGCCGGGCGACCGAUCAAUGCUUUGUUCGACGAGGAGAUGCGGGACUUGCUUUACUGCGUGGAGGAGUGGUAUUUCACGGCGUUGGAUGAGAGGGAGCGGGCGAUUGUGCAGGGGAUGGAGUUGCGCUUCUGGCCGAUGCCGGCGGAGCUCUAUCGCAAUGUGGGCGAGGCUUUGGGGUUUGAGGAUCCGUUUGGGGAUUGA